AUGGAACAAGUAGCACAGUUAUUAACGCAAUCUUUGCAACUUGGACCUGAGCGUAAACAAGCUGAGCAGCAAUUACAGCAAGCUGAAUCACAGCCUGGCUUCCUACUCGUUUUGCUCCAACUGGUGGCUCAGGAAUCUGCACCAAAUGAAAUACGCUUGGCUGCUGCAGUUUUACUCAAAAAUAAUAUAAGAAAGAACUGGCCAGAAGAUGGUCCUAUUAGCUUGGAAGAUAGAAACACAGUGAAAGCACAAAUUGUUCCUGCGAUGAUUGCUUUAUCAUCUAGACCGCCAUUGCAAACUCAAAUGGGUGAAGCUGUCGCAAUCAUCGCAGAAUACGAUUUCCCAGCUAAUUGGGAGGGUCUGAUUGAUCAACUCGUAUCUGCUCUCACAGAAUCUGACUACUCUAUAAACAACGGUGUACUUACGACCGCACACUCGAUAUUCAAAAGAUGGCGCUCACAAUUCCGCUCAGAUGAACUCUUCAAAGAGAUCAUUUUCGUUUUAGAACGCUUCUGUGACCCAUUCUUGGGUAUCUUUAGACGUACAGAUCAACUCCUCAGCGAUCCUUCAUACCACAGUCUUCCUGAAGCACAACGCGUACAACUUGCUCAAGCAAUGAUUUUACUCACCCAAAUCUAUCACGAUCUUAACUCACAGGAUUUACCACCAUUCUUUGAAGAUAAUAAUAACGAAUUUAUGGGAUAUUUCGCUAAAUAUCUCGUUGAAUGGAACGCUCAAUUCGAUGACGGUGCCGGCGAAGAUCCAACACCUUUGGAGAAGAUUAGAGCAAGCAUUUGUGAAAUCGUCGAACUUUAUUCACAAAGAUACCUCGAUGCAUUCCCACAAAUGGGUGCAUUCGUCGAACGCGUUUGGACUUUAGUAAUUGGAUUAGGAUUGUCUACCAAGUAUGAUGUUUUAAUUAGCAAAGCACUCAAGUUCUUGAGUACUGUCGUUAGAAAUCCUGACCAACGCGGUGCCAUUGACAAUGAAGCAACUCUUAACCAAUUUUGUGAAAAGAUCAUUUUACCAAACAUGCAAAUGCGUGAACAUGAGGAAGAAAUGUUCGAAGAUGAUCCACUCGAAUACGUUCGUAGAGAUCUUGAACCAACUUCAGAUUCAGACACCCGUAGAUCUGCAGCUACAGAAUUUACACGCGCAUUAAUGGAACAAUUUGAAGGAACUGUCACGAACAUUAUUAAAGGUUAUAUUGCUAGUUGUUUACAAGCAUUUAGCGAACAAAACUGGAAAUCUAAAGAUACCGCAAUAUACCUACUCACUUCGAUCGCAAGUAAGGGAUCAACAUCUACACAUGGUGUUUCAUCAACUAAUCAAUUAAUUGACGUUAUUUCAUUCUUCUCUGAACAUGUUUUCCAACACCUUCAAACCCCUUCACACGCAAUUCUAGAAGUUGACGCUAUUAAAUUCUUAUACACAUUCCGUAAUCAACUCAGCAAAGAACAAAUUUUAUCUGUUUUACCACUCUUAGUUCGUCAUUUAGCCAGUGAGAAUUAUGUCGUUUACUCAUAUGCUGCUAUCACCCUUGAAAGAACACUCGCUUUGAGAAGAGACGGUAAACAAGUUAUAGAAAAGGAUGAUGUUAAGCCAUUCGCUCAAGAUAUCUUGAUUGCAAUUUUCAAUAAGAUUGGUGAAGCACCAACACCUGAGAAGAAAGCAGAGAAUGAAUACCUCGCUCGUGCAGCUAUGCGUAUCAUUUUGGUUGCUCAGGAUAGUUUGACAGAUGUUCAUGAAGCUAUCUUAGAUUACCUUGUUGGUAUUACAGCAGAAAUCGCUAAAAAUCCUUCAAAUCCACGUUUCUCUCAAUAUAUCUUCGAAGCAAUCGCUGCAUUGAUUAGAUUCGUUGGUGGUGCAAACAAGCAAUUCUUGCCAAAUAUAACCAACAAAUUACUUUAUGGACCUUUCCAAAUGAUUUUAGGUCAAGAUGUUCAAGAAUUCCAACCAUUUGUCUUCCAAAUUGUUGCACAACUUUUGGAGAUCCAAGGUGAGGGUACACCAGAUGCCUUUAAACCAUUGUUACCUCCAUUAAUGCAACCAACAUUAUGGGAACAACGUGGAAAUGUUCCACCUUUAGUUAGACUCUUGAAAGCAUUUUUGAUGAGAGUUUCAUCUGACAUUGUUGCAAACAAUCAAAUUAGUAACAUUUUGGGUGUUUUCCAAAAACUCAUCGGUAGUAAGGUUCAAGAUGUCUAUGGAUUUGACCUGUUGGAGGGUUUAAUUGAGUUUGUUCCUGCUGUCACUAUGCAAGAAUACAUUGCACCAAUUUUAACUCUUCUCCUCACUCGUCUUCAAGCUAGCAAGACAGAUCAGUUUACACGUGCAUUCAUUCACUUCUUCAUGUUUGCGGCUGCACUCGAUGAUAGAGGAUACGGAAUUCCAUUCCUCGUUAAUGGUUUCGAUAAAGUACAACCAGGACUCCUUCCACAGGUACUCGCAUCAGUUCUCCUUCCGGAAGUGCAGAAGGUUACACCACGUGAUCGCAAAGUCGUCUACAUCGGUCUCGUCAAGCUUUUGACAAACCCACAAACACUCCAAAUGGGUAAAGUUUGGCCAACCGCCUUGGAAGCAAUUUUGAAGUUGUUUGUCAACCCACAAGAUCUCAAGGCAGCAGGUACGAAUGAGAUACUUGUUGAUGAAGAAUCUGGUUAUCAAACUACAUACGCAAAGUUAGCUUCAUCUGAAUACCCACCAGCUGAUAGAUUCGCUAAUGUCACUGAUGAGCGCUUAUUCAUGAGCACCAGCUUGGAUGCUUUCAGUAAGAGCGUACCUGGUCAGAUCCCUGCUCUCUUGCAAGCCGUACCACAGGAGUUACUCAACCCACUCAUACAAUUCAUGCAAUCUAAUGGUCAAACUAUCGUUUAG
Molecule: messenger RNA, 2877 nt
Organism: Wallemia mellicola CBS 633.66
Lineage: Eukaryota; Fungi; Basidiomycota; Wallemiomycetes; Wallemiales; Wallemiaceae
Product: putative importin-alpha export receptor
Exons: 4
Coding region: 1-2877 (958 amino acids)
Biological process (GO): protein export from nucleus; protein import into nucleus
Cellular component (GO): nuclear envelope; cytosol
Molecular function (GO): small GTPase binding; nuclear export signal receptor activity
Source: RefSeq, a predicted model, not a curated record